AGAAGGCUGGAGGAGACCUGAAGGAUGGCCACCACAACUAUGAAGCCGUUGUCAUUCUGGAUGCUGGUGCUCAGUAUGGGAAGGUCAUAGACCGAAGAGUGAGGGAAAUGUUUGUGCAGUCUGAAAUCUUCCCCUUGGAAACACCAGCAUUUGCCAUAAAAGAACAAGGAUUUCGUGCUAUUAUCAUCUCUGGAGGACCUAAUUCUGUGUAUGCUGAAGAUGCUCCCUGGUUUGAUCCAGCAAUAUUCACUAUUGGCAAGCCUGUUCUUGGAAUUUGCUAUGGCAUGCAGAUGAUGAAUAAGGUAUUUGGCGGUACUGUGCACAAAAAAAAUGUUAGAGAAGAUGGAGUCUUCAACAUCAGUGUGGAUAACACCUGUUCAUUAUUCAGGGGCCUUCAGAAGGAAGAAAUUGUUUUGCUUACACAUGGAGAUAGUGUAGACAAAGUAGCUGAUGGAUUCAAGGUUGUGGCACGUUCCGGGAACAUCGUAGCAGGUAUAGCAAAUGAAUCUAAAAAAUUAUAUGGAGCACAGUUCCACCCUGAAGUUGGCCUUACAGAAAAUGGAAAAGUGAUACUGAAGAACUUCCUUUAUGAUAUAGCUGGGUGCACUGGGACCUUCACUGUACAGAAUAGAGAACUGGAAUGCAUACGAGAGAUCAAAGAACGAGUAGGCACAUCAAAAGUUUUGGUUUUGCUCAGUGGUGGAGUAGACUCAACAGUUUGUACAGCUUUGCUAAAUCGUGCUCUGAACCAAGAUCAAGUCAUUGCUGUACACAUUGAUAAUGGCUUUAUGAGAAAACGAGAAAGCCAGUCUGUCGAAGAGGCCCUCAAAAAGCUUGGAAUUCAGGUCAAAGUGAUCAAUGCUGCUCAUUCUUUCUACAAUGGAACAACAACUCUACCAAUAUCAGAUGAAGACAGGACCCCACGGAAAAGAAUUAGCAAAACAUUAAAUAUGACUACAAGUCCUGAAGAGAAAAGAAAAAUUAUCGGGGAUACUUUUGUCAAGAUUGCCAAUGAAGUAAUUGGAGAAAUGAACCUGAAACCAGAGGAGGUUUUCCUUGCCCAGGGUACUUUACGGCCGGAUCUAAUUGAAAGUGCAUCCCUUGUUGCAAGUGGCAAAGCUGAGCUCAUCAAAACCCAUCACAAUGACACAGAGCUUAUCAGAAAGCUGAGAGAAGAGGGAAAAGUAAUAGAACCUUUGAAAGAUUUUCAUAAAGAUGAAGUAAGAAUUUUAGGCAGAGAGCUUGGACUUCCAGAAGAGUUGGUUUCUAGGCAUCCAUUUCCAGGCCCUGGCCUGGCCAUCAGAGUAAUAUGUGCUGAAGAACCUUAUAUUUGUAAGGACUUUCCUGAAACCAACAAUAUUUUGAAAAUAGUAGCUGAUUUUUCUGCAAGUGUUAAAAAGCCUCAUACUCUCUUACAAAGAGUCAAAGCCUGCACGACGGAAGAGGACCAGGAAAAGCUGAUGCAGAUUACUAGUCAGCAUUCACUGAAUGCCUUCUUGCUGCCGAUUAAAACUGUAGGUGUACAGGGUGACUGUCGUUCCUACAGUUACGUGUGUGGAAUCUCCAGUAAAGAUGAACCUGACUGGGACUCUCUUGUUUUCCUGGCUAGGCUUAUACCUCGCAUGUGUCACAACAUUAACAGAGUUGUUUAUAUAUUUGGUCCACCAGUUAAAGAACCACCUACAGAUGUUACGCCCACUUUCUUGACAACAGGGGUGCUCAGUACUUUACGCCAAGCUGAUUUUGAGGCCCAUAAUAUUCUGAGGGAGUCUGGGUAUGCUGGGAAAAUCAGCCAGAUGCCAGUGAUUUUGACCCCUUUACAUUUUGAUCGGGACCCACUUCAGAAGCAGCCUUCAUGCCAGAGAUCUGUGGUUAUUCGAACAUUUAUUACCAGUGACUUUAUGACUGGCAUACCUGCAACUCCUGGCAAUGAGAUUCCUGUAGAGGUGGUGUUAAAGAUGGUCACUGAGAUUAAGAAGAUUCCUGGUAUUUCUCGAAUUAUGUAUGACUUAACAUCAAAGCCCCCAGGAACUACUGAGUGGGAAUAAUAAACUUCUUGUUCUAUUAAAGUACUGUGUGCAGUUUAAA
Carlito syrichta (Philippine tarsier) is the source of this 2088-nucleotide messenger RNA. It is a transcript of the gene GMPS, whose product is annotated as guanine monophosphate synthase. The record is from RefSeq and is a predicted model, not a curated record. Bases 108 to 2048 code for a protein of 646 amino acids. The transcript has 15 exons. Gene Ontology annotation, cellular component: cytosol. NCBI's taxonomy places the organism in Eukaryota, Metazoa, Chordata, Mammalia, Primates, Tarsiidae. Gene Ontology annotation, molecular function: GMP synthase activity; GMP synthase (glutamine-hydrolyzing) activity; ATP binding. Gene Ontology annotation, biological process: GMP biosynthetic process.